This is a messenger RNA of Ostrinia furnacalis (Asian corn borer), 1126 nucleotides long. Its product is annotated as 15-hydroxyprostaglandin dehydrogenase [NAD(+)]-like. Gene Ontology annotation, molecular function: oxidoreductase activity, acting on the CH-OH group of donors, NAD or NADP as acceptor. The transcript has 5 exons. The record is from RefSeq and is a predicted model, not a curated record. NCBI's taxonomy places the organism in Eukaryota, Metazoa, Arthropoda, Insecta, Lepidoptera, Crambidae. The coding region runs from base 35 to 847 and encodes 270 amino acids. Gene Ontology annotation, cellular component: cytoplasm.
AUUUUAUUUAAAUACACUCAGUCUCUAAGCAAGUAUGUACGAAGUUAAGAACAAAGUUUUCUUCAUUACUGGUGGCGCUGCUGGCAUAGGAGCUGGUGUGGUCAAGGCUUUUCUUGGGGAGGGGGCCAAGCAUGUCGCCAUCCUAGAUGUCGACGUCAAAAACGGGACUGCACUGGAAGCCGAACUUAUAGCUAAAUAUGGUGCGGACAAAGUAAAGUUCUACAAAUGUGACAUCACAACCAGUGAACUAAACGAUACUUACGAUGCAGUUCUUAAGCAGUGUGGAUAUAUCGACACGGUGGUCAACAGCGCUGGGAUACUUAACGACAACGCUAAUGUCUACAUGAAGGCUAUAGCCGUUAAUAUGACGGCUCUAAUCACAAGUUCAUUACGUGCAUAUGACAUCAUGCGCAAAGACCAUGGAGGCACAGGGGGCACCAUCAUCAACAUCUCAUCCAUCGGUGCGCUCUUCCAGGAUCAAUGUUUACCAAUCUACCACGCCACUAAGAGCGCGGUCCUGCAGUUCAGCCUUUGUCUUGGGAUGGACCCUACUUACUCCCGGACUGGAGUGCGAGUGGUAACUCUAUGCUUUGGUUGCACGGACACUUCGCUGCUCACCACAAACAAAGCGGACAGCUUCGAUCCGGACUUAAGGGAAUCAUUCUUUGAUGGUCUUAAAGUUAUGCCAACACAGACAACCGAAAACGCUGUGCGUGGACUGGUAGAAGCAUACAAAAGAGGCGCCAGCGCAUCCACUUGGCUUGUAUCUGGAAACAAACCUGCGGAAGACAUCUCAGCCAACGUCGAGGAAGCGUACGCGAUACUAAGCAGAGGAAUCACGGACUAAAUGAAGUGAUACGGAAUAAUUAAAUGUAAAGAAACACACGGAAAUAAAUUCAUGAUUGAUGAUGAACAACAUUUGUGGCUAGAUUUAUUAUUCCUUUCAAAAUCUGACAAUAUUUAAAAGGUACCUGCCCUACCUUCACUUGCCAUGAUUUGUAGACGCUUUUUAAGUCACCUGUUUUGUUUGCAUUCCAGCUAUGGAAGGGUAUUGGAUUCCCUUUGAAGACUUAUUAUUAGUAUGAUCAUUAUCAUGUUUAAUCGAUAUUUAAUUGAUUUCUAUAGU